GCAAAAUAUCCUUCGACGGCUAACGCAUGGUCAGUAUCUGUACUACAAGUUACGGGUGCAGCGGUGAGAAGAAGAUGACGGAGAGCGAAACGAAUCCAAAGGACUGAUAGGUCAUCCAUGACGUCCUCAUUGUUUGUAUUUAGGCCGUGCACUGCAAGUCGCUCACACUGCGCCACCUCGUUAACGAUGGCUACCUCAGACCUUAUCCUCCUGCUUCCAUACCCAAGCCAAGGCCACAUCAACCCCAUGCUCCAGUUCGGCAAGCGCUGCGCCGCUCACGGCGUCAGCGCCACCCUCGCCACCACCCGCUUCAUCCUCAACACCACCCGGCCCCAGCCCGGCCCCGUCCACCUCGCUGCCAUCUCCGACGGCUGCGACCGCGCCGGCUACGCCGAGGUCAGCUCCAUCCCCGACUACCUAGACCGCCUCGAGCGGGUCGGCUCGGAGACCCUGGAAAGCCUGCUCCGCUCCGAGGCCGCCGCCGGCCGGCCGGUCCGCCUCCUGGUGUUCGACGCCUUCCUCCCCUGGGCGGGCGACGUCGGGCGGCGCCUUGGCCUCGCCACCGCCGCGUUCUUCACGCAGUCGUGCGCCGUCAACGCCCUCUACUUCCACGUCUGGGAGGGGCGGCUCCAUGUGCCGGUGCAGGCGGCGGAGCUGGACCUGCCCGGUCUCCCGCGGCUGCGCCCCCGCGACCUGCCGUCCUUCUUGCCGGAUCGGGACAGCAUCUACCCCGCUUACCUGCAGCUGGUGCUGAACCAGUUCAAGAACCUGGAGAAGGCGGACGAGGUCCUCGUCAACACCUUCUACGAACUAGAACCUCAGGAAUCGGAGUACUUGAAGGUGGAAAGUGGGGCCAAGACUAUCGGCCCCACCGUCCCCUCCAGCCACUUGGACGGCCGCUUACCCUCCGACUCCCACUACGGCUUCCACUUGUUCGAACCCAGCGUGGCCGCCUGCAUGAGCUGGCUCGACUCCAAGCCGCCCGCCUCCGUCGUCUACGUCUCCUUCGGCAGCAUGGCCGCGAUCUGCCAGGAGCAGAUGGAGGAACUCGCCCAAGGCCUCUCCGCCACCGGCAAGCACUUUCUGUGGGUGGUGAGGUCGUCGGAGGCCCACAAGUUCCCCCCAGGCUUCGUGGAGGGGUGCCGCGACAGAGGGCUGGUGGUACCGUGGAGCCCGCAGCUGGAGGUCCUGGCGCACCCGGCCACCGGAUGCUUCCUGACGCACUGCGGGUGGAACUCGACGGUGGAGGGCCUCGGCCUGGGGGUGCCGAUGGUGGCGAUGCCGCAGUGGACGGACCAGCCGACGAACGCCAUGUACGUGGAGGAGGUGUGGGGGGUGGGCGUGAGGGUGAGGGAGGACGGGGAGGGACUGGUGAGGCGGGUGGAGGUGGAGAGGUGCGUGAGGGAGGUGAUGGAAGGCGGCAGGAGCAGCGAGAUGCGGAGCAAUGCGGCCAGGUGGAGGGCGCUGGCCAAGGCGGCGGUGGGCCUGAACGGGAGCUCCGACAAGAAUAUCGUGGAACUCAUCGCCAAGUACUGCUCCAAAGCAGAUAAAGAUUGUGUUCAUCAGCAGCUGGUGGCUACAUGAAGGUUCCUUGCCCUGUUCUUCUCAUUGUGUUCAUCACAUGUAUCUCUUCAUCGUCAGCUCUUUAUCCUAUUACCAAUAAAGAACACGAUUUGCAUUUGGAUGACA
Musa acuminata subsp. malaccensis (wild Malaysian banana) is the source of this 1689-nucleotide messenger RNA. Its product is annotated as crocetin glucosyltransferase 2. Gene Ontology annotation, molecular function: quercetin 3-O-glucosyltransferase activity; quercetin 7-O-glucosyltransferase activity. NCBI's taxonomy places the organism in Eukaryota, Viridiplantae, Streptophyta, Magnoliopsida, Zingiberales, Musaceae. The record is from RefSeq and is a predicted model, not a curated record.